This is a messenger RNA of Mycena indigotica, 789 nucleotides long. Its product is annotated as NAD(P)H-hydrate epimerase. The transcript has 7 exons. The record is from RefSeq and is a predicted model, not a curated record. Gene Ontology annotation, molecular function: NAD(P)HX epimerase activity. NCBI's taxonomy places the organism in Eukaryota, Fungi, Basidiomycota, Agaricomycetes, Agaricales, Mycenaceae. Bases 1 to 789 code for a protein of 262 amino acids. Gene Ontology annotation, cellular component: mitochondrion.
AUGUUACGUUCCAAUGUGGUCAUCUCACGUGAUCGCAUGGCUCUUCGUUACUUGUCCGCUCGAUUGGCUCAACAAAUUGAUGAUGAACUAAUGAAUGCCGCUGGGGCAUUCAGCCUUGACCAGGUACUGACACAGUAUACGCAACCCUCCCCAUAUCUCACUCUGAAGCUCAUGGAACUUGCUGGACUAGCAUGCGCGCAAACGCUAUCGACGGUUUACCCUGAUAACAAGAGGUUCAAUCGCGUCCUUGUUUGCUGUGGUCCCGGAAAUCAAGGUGGCGAUGGUCUCGUUGCAGCUCGACAUUUAGCCAUGUUUGGAUACAAACCUUCGAUUUACAUGCCCAAGCCGGGCUCGAAGGAUAUCUAUCAACGUCUACACACACAAUGCAAAAACCUUGACAUACCUACCUUGGACGAUCUCCCUGCAGCUUUGAAGACUUCCGAUGUAAUCCUUGAUGCCAUUUUUGGCUUCUCUUUCAAAGGGCCUAUUCGAGCUCCAUUUGACACAGCACUCCCGUUGAUAUCUUCCUCUGGCCUUCCUAUCGUGUCUGUUGACAUUCCCUCUGGCUGGGAUGUGGAAGCUGGGAAUAACGCUGGAGUGGGGCUGGAUCCAGAUGUCCUCAUAAGCUUAACAGCGCCAAAGGAAGGCGUCAAAUCCUUUCGUGGCCGCCACUUUCUCGGUGGAAGAUUCGUACCGAAAGCACUUGUGGAGCGCCAUCAGCUAAACUUGCCAACGUAUCCAGGACAUGCACAGGUCGUAGAUAUCACAGAGAUUAGCCAGAAAUUAUGA